This is a messenger RNA of Populus trichocarpa (black cottonwood), 1764 nucleotides long. RefSeq names its product AT-hook motif nuclear-localized protein 8. The transcript has 5 exons. Bases 272 to 1405 code for a protein of 377 amino acids. NCBI's taxonomy places the organism in Eukaryota, Viridiplantae, Streptophyta, Magnoliopsida, Malpighiales, Salicaceae. The record is from RefSeq and is a predicted model, not a curated record. Gene Ontology annotation, molecular function: minor groove of adenine-thymine-rich DNA binding.
GCACUUUAAAACCCUAAAAUCCAAAACCCUACUUUUCCGCUUCACUCUAGUUUUUAUUUCAUCUCCAUCUGUACACUCUGCGCACUCUCUCUCUCUCUCAACAAAGUGUGAGGUUCCAUUUUCUAACUAGUACUUGGUUUGUGGUCGCUGCAGUAGAUAUCUCACACCCACCAGACCACCACACCUCUCUCAAUUCCCUAUUUUUUGUUCACAUUUCCCACUGUCCAAGAAGAAAGAGAGAACCCACAUUUUUUUCCAAAAAAAAAAAAAUAUGGACUCGAGAGAACCGCCACCGCCACAGCCACCACCACAACAACUACAGCCACCGCAUGCACCACCACCACCACAAUCACAAUCAAACAUGAUUCCGGGCCCUAUCUCCUAUCCAGCAACCGCUUCUCCUCACCUGAUCAACAACCGCAGUAUAUCUCCUCGGAAUGCUGCUAUUGGUGGUGGCUUCCCCUUCAAUCAGAUGUCAGCCCAGCGGCUGCAAUCCAAGCCUGAAGGUGCUUUUGAUGGAUCGUCGCCCACAUCUUCUUCAGGGAUGAGGUUUAGUAUAGAGCCCGCCAAGAAGAAGCGCGGGAGGCCCAGGAAGUACACACCUGACGGUAACAUUGCCUUGGGUUUGUCACCCACCCCCAUUCAUUCAGGAAUGUCGGCUGGUCAAGCCGAUUCUAGUGGUGGAGCCGGAAGCGGUGUCAUGCCUGAUGUGGCAUCUGAGCAUCCCUCUAAAAAGCAUAGAGGAAGGCCGCCAGGUUCUGGGAAGAAGCAGCUUGAUGCCUUAGGUGGGACUGGAGGCGUAGGGUUUACACCGCAUGUCAUUACGGUGAAAGCAGGAGAGGACAUUGCAUCAAAGAUUAUGGCUUUUUCACAGCAAGGGCCACGGACAGUUUGUAUUCUCUCUGCAAAUGGUGCCAUCUGCAAUGUUACACUUCGCCAACCAGCAAUGUCUGGUGGUUCUGUGACAUAUGAGGGCCGCUUUGAAAUCAUUUCUCUAUCAGGCUCCUUCUUGCUUUCUGAAAGUAAUGGUAGUCGGAGCAGAACUGGUGGUUUGAGUGUGUCGCUGGCUGGAUCAGAUGGUCGGGUUUUGGGCGGGGGAGUUGCUGGAAUGCUAACGGCAGCUUCUGCUGUACAGGUAAUUUUGGGCAGCUUCAUUGCAGAUGGGAAAAAAUCAAAUUCAAAAUCAUUAAAAUCUGGACCUUCCUCAACACCCCCACCCCAGAUGUUGAAUUUUGGUGCUCCAUUAACCACAGCUAGCCCUCCCUCUCGAGGGGGCUCUAGCGAGUCUUCGGAUGAGAAUGGUGGCAGUCCUGUUAAUCGGACUCCUGGAAUUUAUGGUAACCCUAGUCAACCCAUUCAUAAUAUGCAGAUGUACCAACUAUGGGGUGGCCAAAAUCCAGAGUGAAAAUGCUUCCCACUCAACAAUACUGUGCUUAGGACCACUGACCUGGCAGUCCUUGCAUGGUAUAUUCAAGUCAAAUCCUAAUCCUAACACGUGCGAUUGAAUACAAAGCAUGGAUGAGCUCCUCUUUAGUGUAGUUCAGAUUAUUUUUUUCUUGAGUAGUUUUUAUUAAUUUCUUCCCAGUUUCUCACUGAUUUAGACACAGCCAUGGCUGCCCUAGGAACGUCUUAGUUCCGCUUGUUGUCUAGUUGUGUUACUUUUGCUGUAUUUCUCUAGUUGUAAAAGUUAUGAUUAUAACGGAUGUCUUCAAAAAGAUUUGAUUGGGAAUUUUGUUGUCUAUGUUCAUUUUGAUGGUUUACGCA